Messenger RNA from Panthera uncia (snow leopard), 1005 nucleotides. RefSeq names its product CMRF35-like molecule 5. The record is from RefSeq and is a predicted model, not a curated record. Bases 1 to 714 code for a protein of 237 amino acids. Lineage: Eukaryota; Metazoa; Chordata; Mammalia; Carnivora; Felidae. Gene Ontology annotation, cellular component: plasma membrane. Gene Ontology annotation, molecular function: transmembrane signaling receptor activity. The transcript has 4 exons.
AUGUGGCUGCUCCCGGUUCUGUUCCUUCUCGUCGUCCAAGACAGAGGGCAAAGGUUCCUGGCUGGUAUUCAGGGCAGGGCCAGAAGCUGCAGCAGCCCCUGGGUCAACUCUGGGCCAAGGGAGGACGAGGUGCAUGUUGGUUUCUGUUUUCCAGGCCACUUCUGCACCUGCUUGGAGAGAAUGGUGAGAGGCAGAGAGGGGGGCACUCUGACCACAUCCUGUGAGUAUAGCCCAGGAUGGGAAUCCUACAGGAAGUGGUGGUGUCGCGGGAAGAAUUGGAAUUCCUGCAAAAUCCUUGUUAAGACCACUGGGUCAGAGAAACUGGUGAAGAAGGGCAGAGCGUCCAUCCAGGAAAAUCGUAGCCGACGCAUAUUCACCGUGACCUUGGAGGAUCUCCGUCGGGAAGACGCAGACACCUACUGGUGUGGGAUUGAGCGAACCGGCAAUGACCUGGGGUACAAAUUUUCUGUGGUUGUCGACCCGGGCCCUGAUCCAACAGACUCUCCCAAGCCUGUAGCGAGAACAAUGCUGCCCAGUUGGACUUCCUCUCGUCCAUUUCCCCAGGGCAUCAACAGCAGCCAGCCCAUGGAUUUGAAUAGCCCGCUAACCAGAUCAGCGACCCUGGCCUUCAGUGUAGCAGCAGAGAAUCCUCCUGUGUGGAUCCUCCUGGUACCUCCUCUUCUUGCCACCCUCGAGUGGCUCUGCCAAGGAUAAAUAACUAUUACAUCGUUCAGGACUCUGGCCAAUGAUGGGUUUUCCAAUUCCAGACCAACAAGUAAGCAUAAAACCUCAAUUAAACCAAAAAGCUUGAGAUUGUGUCCACGUGGACAAAUACCCCUGAUGGGCCAGCUGCACAGUGGUCCGCCAAUUCCACCUUCUGCUGCAUCAGUACCUCCCAGAGAAAGAAUUGCCUGAGCGUAAAAGAUUGAAGGCAGGGUUGGACCAUCACCCAACCCACAUCUCAUCUGUUUGCACUAUAUAUUUCCUAUUAAAAUCUAUGGCUUG